AUGCCAAGAACAAAGCGAUGUGCCAUGAGAGGUCGGGCACGAGAACAAUAUGAAGAGAAACGAAAGAGAAAACAGAUGGACCAAGAGACCAAGAAGGAAGCUGAAGAAGAAGAAAUGAACAACCAGCAGUUAGAAGAAAACUCAACAACGGAGAGUUCAAAGAAAAAGAGAAAAACAAACCAGACAGCCACCAAUUCGGAAUUAAAAACAGAGGAUGAUAGUGAGGUGUUGCGAGUUGGAGAGAAGGCUCCAGAUUUUGAAGCUCCCGAUCAAAAUAACAAUAGAAUCAAGUUGUCUGAUAUUAAAAAGAUGGUGGUCUUGUUUUUCUAUCCCAGGGACAACACUCCGGACAAGGACAUGAAUAUUGUUAGAAUCUAUGCCAGUGUAAAGCCAGAACAGCAUGCCAAACAAGUUUUGCAAGAUUUAUCAGAGGAAGAACAAUCUAAAGAAUAA
Messenger RNA from Naegleria fowleri, 453 nucleotides. RefSeq lists its product as uncharacterized. The transcript has a single exon. The record is from RefSeq and is a predicted model, not a curated record. The coding region runs from base 1 to 453 and encodes 150 amino acids. NCBI's taxonomy places the organism in Eukaryota, Heterolobosea, Eutetramitea, Acrasida, Naegleriidae. Gene Ontology annotation, molecular function: antioxidant activity; oxidoreductase activity.